Oncorhynchus keta (chum salmon) is the source of this 2103-nucleotide messenger RNA. RefSeq names its product zinc finger protein with KRAB and SCAN domains 7-like. The record is from RefSeq and is a predicted model, not a curated record. Gene Ontology annotation, cellular component: nucleus. Bases 240 to 1733 code for a protein of 497 amino acids. Lineage: Eukaryota; Metazoa; Chordata; Actinopteri; Salmoniformes; Salmonidae. The transcript is spliced from 3 exons.
UGGCGGAAUGCACCAAUAAUUGUUGCAAACGCCAUUAUACCAAAGAAGAAGAAACAAGUGAAGUGACCAACAACCAUUUCCACGUUAUCGGUUUUUAUUUAGACAUUUAUUCACACCAUGGAACUCAAAGUAUGACAAAUUGAACAGCACAGUAUCACAUAUGUACCCCAGGUAGUUUUUCAUUCGCGUUAUAGUCAGGACAUUGUCUAGUAAACGCUAGCUGCUAACGUUAGCAAACAAUGGCUAACUGUAUGGUUUUUCACACUCAAAUAGCCUCCAUCAUGGAGGUACUAGCGAAUGCAGCCGUGGCAGAGAUCUGUAAACUCGUAGACGACGACUAUGCAGUGUUUCGUUUUGAAAUAACUCAAAGCCAGAAAGAAAACAUGGCAUUGCGGAGGAAACUUCUGGAAUCGAAGGUGGCACGGGAGCGCGCAGAGAGGACAACGCGAGAACGCGUUCUCGCCAGUCGUCCCUGUAGUGCCAAGACCCUCGUCCGAUGCAGAGGAAUGGCAAGAGGUGAAGGGCAUCUCACUGGGGGCCACAGGAGCUUUCUGAAGCCAGCGGGACACAAUACAUGGAAAGAUGACCAACCAAUCACUGUUGAUGAGUGGAGUGGAACCUCAACCCAGCAAGUUAUUGUGAUAGAGUCUGCAGAGGCUGCGGUUCCUGGGGUCAAGCUGGAGAGGUCUGAAGGAGAGGAGGACCCAAAACACAGCAGAGACAUCCAGACUGGAUUGGCUGGAGUGCCCCCUGUAGCUACGGAGGACCCCCCCAACACCCCAGCGCAGCCUAGGACCCAAUGCAGCAAUGCAGCGGAGGUCAAUGGAAUGCCAAAAGCCAUCCUCAAGUCAGAGACAGACACAAAAACUUUAACAGUGCUGGAGCGACUGGGCUGUCCUCCUGCUCCCCGUUCAAAGUAUUUACUUCACGGUAACCUGAGCCCGAGGACGGUUCUGUCCCAUCAGGACUCGAGUGAUGCAUUACACACUGGCAAUGAUCCAUCCUGUUCAUAUGUUACAGAGACAGAGAUGAUACCUGGUGACAUGCCUGUGGGCUUAGAUACACAGACUAAUCCAAUGAGAGGGGACUGGAACCGGUACAGUAGUAGUGUAUACUCUGAAGGGCGCCUAGAUAAGAAAGGGGAGGGUCUGGUCAUAGAUGAGAUGACUGUGAAAGUGGAGGGCGAUGCUCCUCUGACAUGGAAUGCAGAUAAGACUCACUUAGGAGGCCAGCCGCAAGUUAACACUAGUGACUUCUUAGACUACAGGGAAAGCUUACAGGCCAAUCCAAAUGUUGCAACCCACUACCCUUUACACUCGCUCAGGGAUCGCGAAUCUGUGUUCACGUCGAUGGCACCUUCCGAUUCACACGGACACGUCCUUUUCGAUCAGGUAUUGAACUCAAACGACAAGACUGGAGUCCAGGCUCGGGGAGGGGGAGCAACAUCAGGCGGUAGUAAAGAGAAAAGGUUCCUCUGCAUGUUCUGUAACAAAGGCUUCAGCUACCCCCAGAAGGUGGAGAUCCACCAGAGGAUCCACACAGGGGAAAAACCAUUCAGCUGUAACCAGUGUCACAUGCGCUUUGCUCAGGCCGGCACCCUAAAGAGACACCAGAGGGUCCACACAGGGGAGAAACCUUAUAGCUGUACCCAGUGUCAAAUGCGCUUCGCCCAGGCUUGCAACCUGAAGAUGCACCUGAAGGUCCAUAUGGGAGAAAGGUCUUCUGACGUUUAGAUCAAACCCUGCUUUAAAGACAAAGGUGCAUUGUCAUUGUUGUCUGCAGAAAAGAUCCACAGAUGCAUUUGGAAUAACGAGUAACAGAUUUCAGUGUUGAAUAUUCCUGGGUAGAAUAUUGCAUCCAGAAUUGUGUGAAAUAAUAAAGCAUAUUUAAGUCUAAAAUGUCUGUUACAUAUUGUGUUUGUACUGUGUAGGAUAUAUGAUGUUCACAAAUGCCUAUUUCAUUACUUCCACAUUUUUGAAUGAGAAAAAUAAUGCAGUUUAUCAAGUUCAUCCAGAUUUUUAGUUGAGGUGUGUGUAUGUGUGGUUUUCAUAUGGUGUAUUUAACACUUGUUUUUGUUUAAUAAACACAAAAUGGGACUUUUCA